AUGGCUGACAUGUUUAUUUACACAGUUAGCAACAAAGCUUUAACAAGCUCCCAAAGAAUUUUUUAUGAAGAAAAUGGUUACAUUUAUUUCAAAAAUUUAAUAAAUCACGAAGAUUUAGAUAAAUACAAACAAAGAUUCAUUGAUAUUUGUAAUGGAAUCGUCGAUUCAAGUGCAAUAACGGUCGUGAAAGAUUACUCUUUGUUGAAACAGAAGAUUUUUAAAGGAGAACGUCUUUUAUACAAAAUACAAGAUUUUUUAUAUGAUUCGGUUUUAUUCGAUUACGCUCGAGAUAAAAGAAUCGUUAACGUUGUAUCAAGCAUAAUUGGUGAUGGGAUAACAGGAUUUAAUUCAAUGUUUAUAAAUAAACCUCCAAAUUCUUUGACAAACAGUCAUCCUUUACACCAAGAUUUACAUUUUUUUCCUUUCCGACCUGAGAAUAAAAUUUGCGGUUCAUGGACUGCUGUUGAAAAAAUGACCGAAGAAAAUGGAUGUCUUAUGGUUAUUCCAGGUUCACAUAAAUCCAGUUUAUUGUUACAUGGGUAUCCUAAUCUUUUAAAUAAUAGUAUUUAUCAUGGAAUAAUGGAUACCAAUCAUUUUAAACCUGUUCAAUUACCAAUGGAAAAAGGUGAUACAAUCUUUUUUCAUCCACUUUUAAUUCACGGAUCAGGACCAAAUUUAACUCAAGGUUUUAGAAAAUGUAUUUCUGUACAUUAUUUAAAUAAUAAUUGUAACUUUAUUAAUAUGAGAGACACAGAGCAGGAAUUCGUUGUUGAUGAAGUUGAAAAAAUUUUCGUUUUAAAAGGAUUUAGUGUUGACUAUAAUCAAUCUUGGAUAGCUAAAAGCAGACGAAUAACUGGCAAACCUGGGAAAUAUCAUGAAUUAACAAGCAGAUUGUAAAAGAUUUUUAAAUCAAAUUAUGAAUUUGAUACUAACUUUUAAAAAUUUAAAAAUAAAAAAAAAUUAAA
Molecule: messenger RNA, 965 nt
Organism: Onthophagus taurus
Lineage: Eukaryota; Metazoa; Arthropoda; Insecta; Coleoptera; Scarabaeidae
Product: phytanoyl-CoA dioxygenase, peroxisomal-like
Biological process (GO): fatty acid alpha-oxidation
Molecular function (GO): phytanoyl-CoA dioxygenase activity
Source: RefSeq, a predicted model, not a curated record